AAUUGUUAUAGAUAAAUGCAGUUUUCUCGCGUCCGCUAUGACACGCGACUAAUAAUCCACCGGUGAGCGUCUGCGUGCGUCGCUAUGGACAACCGUUGUUACUGCUGUGCGUCAAAGUUCAGUCUCUUCAAGAAGGAGGUGGGCUGCAAGAGCUGCGGCCGCUCUUUUUGCGCCGCCUGUUUGACUUUCAGUGCUGUGGUGCCUCGCUGUGGCAACACUCAACAGAAAGUCUGCAAACAGUGUCAGGCGAAUCUGACGAGUGGAGGGCCUCAGAACAGUGCUGGAAGAUGGUCGCCUCCUGAAAACUACAAGAAACGAGUUGCUGCACUCGAGGCCAAACAUCAGGGACAUUUGUCACAGCCUGUUUCACAUGGAGGCAGCAGUAACAGAAAGGCAGCUCAUCCACCAGCCAGGGUCCUGAGUAAAGAAGACCAGGCCAUCGCUGAAAGGCUCCAGAAGCUGAAGGAGGACUCUGCACCCAAGUCUGUCCCGUCUGACAAAGAGCUUGAGUCUCGCCUUGCUGCUCUGAAAGCUCCCAGUCAGCCAGUGCCUUCUGCACAGGAGAUGGAGGAUCGUCUGGCAGCUCUGCGUGGUCAGCCCCUACCAUCGCAGGCUCCCCCUCCUGUGCACCAGCCUCCAGAUAACAGGACUCAGACCGAACAGGCUAAUGAUCUAAUAACUCAGAUGACCGAGGAAGUUGCUAUUGAUGACCAGCAAUCAAACUCUGAAGGCAGUGUUGAUAGCCGUAUGAAUGACCUCAACAAGGGGGAGCUGGGAACAUUGGAUGAAAAUUUGGAGGAGAACCAGGAUGCAGUAAAGCAGCUAGAGGCUGAGAAGACCCGUUUGAUGGAUGAUGCCAUAGAGGAGCUGAGGAAGGAGAGGCACACCCAGGAUCAGGUCCUCCACAUGGCCAAGCGACUAGCACAGUUGAAGGGGCAGGAUCCAAACAAAGUUACCAUGGAGGACUUCCAGCAUCUUGACAGUGAGGAGGAGACUGAGGAAGAAGCCGUGAGGAGGGUGUUAAAACAGCUUUCAGAAGAAGCUGCAUUAGAUGAGGCCAGUGGAUACAACAUACCUUUGGAGCCCAGUGGACCAAAGAACACAGAAAAGAAAAAAGCCAAAAAAACGACGCAAGAACCUAAGCCUCGUACUCGAGGAGUUCCACCAGCUGCUGUUGCUCAACAGCUGUCAGACAGUGACGAGGAUGAACUUCCAUGGUGCUGUAUUUGCAACCAAGAUGCUGCACUCCGAUGCUUCACCUGUGAUGGGGAUCUUUACUGCAAAAGUUGCUUCAGGGAAGGCCAUGAUAAAUAUGACAGGAUGGAGCACCGCACCACUAACUACACUGCGCCAAAGAAGAAGAGGAAGACAUGACAGUGAACUGUGUUGUGGGUGUUUGUUUUACCAGGCUGUGGUCGCUCAUCAAUGUUAGAAUUGUGCUUUAGCCUUAAGUGACCUAUUGCUGGUAACAAAACCACAGUCUCUGGUGUGAAACACUAUUUAUCAAAGUAAGCCAGAGCUCCCGGCUUUAGUUCCCAGCAACAUGAAUCCUAUACCUGUAGGUCUGCAAUCAAAUGAACAUAGUGAUAUAUUACAACUGAAACUAAAUGCAAACCGUAGUGUCACUGCAGCUGAAACGUGUUUGUGGAACAUAGAUCAGAUUUUCUUCCUGUAAUGUAUAAAAAUAGUGAUAAUUAAAUGUUAGAGGCUGCCAGAGCAUG
Molecule: messenger RNA, 1721 nt
Organism: Betta splendens (Siamese fighting fish)
Lineage: Eukaryota; Metazoa; Chordata; Actinopteri; Anabantiformes; Osphronemidae
Gene: zfyve19
Product: zinc finger, FYVE domain containing 19
Exons: 11
Coding region: 85-1374 (429 amino acids)
Biological process (GO): mitotic cytokinesis checkpoint signaling; abscission
Cellular component (GO): centrosome; cleavage furrow; midbody
Molecular function (GO): metal ion binding; phosphatidylinositol-3-phosphate binding
Source: RefSeq, a predicted model, not a curated record